Messenger RNA from Onychomys torridus (southern grasshopper mouse), 3075 nucleotides. Its product is annotated as scavenger receptor cysteine-rich domain-containing protein SCART1-like. Gene Ontology annotation, cellular component: membrane. The coding region runs from base 1 to 3075 and encodes 1024 amino acids. NCBI's taxonomy places the organism in Eukaryota, Metazoa, Chordata, Mammalia, Rodentia, Cricetidae. The transcript is spliced from 14 exons. The record is from RefSeq and is a predicted model, not a curated record.
AUGGGUGGUUCUCUGCAGAUCUCAGCUAUUGUGGUUUUGUGUUAUGAGACUCUUGGAUCCCCUACAUCCAAGCAGGACUGCUUUGGGCACCAGCUGCAGGAAGCCCCGCACUGCCGGCGGCACUAUCUGAGCUCUGGCAUAGUGGGUCUGGCUGGUGAGAACUUGGUGAAUUUCCUGGGUGGUGAUAAUAAAUGUGAAGGCCAAAUACAGUUGCUGUAUGAUGGGCAGUGGGGCCUUAUGUGUGGGGACAGCUUGAACAUGCAGGAGGCCUCAGUGAUCUGCAGACAGCUUGGCUGUGGCUCUGUGCAUUCUAUUUCCCAGUAUAUUUUGACACCUGAAGAGAUGAAGCAACCUUGGCUGUAUGGUGCCCAGUGCCAUGGUGAGGAAGCCACCCUCUGGGAGUGCCUCCUGGGACCCUGGGGGACCCUCAGCAGCUGCAAAUGCCAAUGUGUGGCUGUGAUUAUCUGCUCAGGUGGUACCACGCGACAAAUCGGGCUAGCUGAUGGUAGCAGUCCUUGUGCUGGGAUUCCAGAGGCCACUGGCCUUUCAGGCCUUGCCCUGAGAUGUGACUUGCAGAAGGAGGAGGCUGGUGUUCUGUGCAGACAGCUGGAAUGUGGCACUGCUCUGCAGUGGUCCAGAGCCCAUCAUGGAGCAGAUAGGAAGGAAGAAGAGAAGUACGUUAGAUGCCAGGGAACAGAGCCUGACAUUUUACAUUGCCAGAUCAAUGUGAACUUCCUAGAGCAAUGUGACCUUCUGACCUACACCCAGGUCAUGUGCACAGGUCACGUGGAGGCCCGGCUGCUGGGUGGUACACACCCCUGUGAAGGACGCCUGGAGGUUCUUCGAGGACUUACCUGGGGCACCGUCUGCUAUGAUGACCUGGACCUGCCCAUGGCCAAUGUGGUUUGUCAGGAACUGGGGUGUGGCACCGCUGUAUCUAUCCUCGAGAGUUCCCACUUUGGCCACGGAUCAGGGCCUGUGUGGACAGAGGCCUUCCACUGUGUGGGCAAUGAGUCACUGCUGUUCCACUGUCUGAAGGAGCCUGGACACCAGUGUAGCCAUGGUCAGGAUGCUGCACUAACCUGCUCAGAGAAAAAGUUCCGACUGGUCAAUGGCAGCAGCAGCUGUGAGGGCCGUGUGGAGCUUCGGGUAAAGAAGAACUGGCAGCCCCUCUGUGCUGUCCACUGGGACUUAGCAGAUGCCAUGGUGCUCUGUCACCAGCUCAACUGUGGCUAUGCGGUUGCUAUACCCCAAGGAGGACACUUUGGAAAUGUGAGCGAUCUUAUCUGGACAGAUGUGUUUCACUGUGUGGGGACAGAGCCCCAUUUGCUGAGCUGCCCAGCAAGUACCCUAGGGGCCAAGGCAUGCACCCUGGAAAAUUCAGCCUCGGUUAUCUGCUCAGGUCUCCAGGAUGCCCUACGGCUGAGGGAUGGACAGAGCCACUGUGAUGGGCGAGUAGAAGUCUUCCUGGAUGGUGUGUGGGGGCGUGUGCUGGACAAUGCCUGGGACCUGCAUGAUGCUGCUGUGGUGUGCAGGCAGCUCGGGUGCGGAAAGGCACAGCGAGCCUAUGACGCUCCAGCACCCGACCACAAGACAGUCCCUGUGGGGUUGAGCCUGGUGCGUUGCUUGGGCUCUGAGACCCAUCUGGCCCAGUGCAAUGUGUCAGUGUCCCAGGUGGUGCCUGUGGGGACUUUGCAGGAUGCAGGCGUGGUAUGCUCAGGGAGCUUGCGCAUACGGUUGGCAGAGGGUAAGGGCCGCUGUGCUGGGCGUGUCGAAGUGUUCUAUCAGGGCACAUGGGGCACUGUAUGUGAUGAUGCCUGGGACCUGCGGGAUGCCCAUGUGGUCUGCAGGCAGCUGGGCUGUGGCUAUGCCCUCAGUGCUCCUGGGGCUGCCCAUUUUGGAGCAGGAACUGGGCGCAUCUGGAUGGAUGAACUAGGUUGCCUGGGCGAAGAGGCUGCUCUCUGGGAGUGCCAGUCAGGAGGCUGGGGUCAACAAGACUGUGGGCACAAGGAGGAUGCAGGUGUGGUCUGUGCAGAAUUUACUGAUAUAAGGCUGCAGGAACACAGCCAGCCAUGCACAGGCCGCCUGGAAGUUUUCUACAAUGGAACUUGGGGUGGCGUCUGCCAGUCCUUGAGUGCUGCCUCUUUGAGGGUUCUGUGUGAACAGCUGGGCUGUGGGUCCCAAGGACAGCUGCUGGCCAGGCCCAGGAGCUCAUCUACACUGGAGACUGUCUGGCUGAAGUCCAUUCAGUGCAGGGACAAGCAUGACAGGUCCUUGUGGCAAUGCCCCUCAGAACCCUGGAACAGGCAUUCUUGCCUCAGUGGAGAGGAAGCUUGGCUGGUGUGUACAGAAAAGACAGAAGUUUCUCAGGAUAUGGAGCAGAUUUCCAACUGCUCAUCAACACUUAGCUGCCCAGAGGAAGGUGCACUUCGCGUGUUUGGGGGUGCCAAUGGCUGCUCUGGACGAGUGGAGUUCUGGCACGGAGGAUCAUGGGGCACAGUAUGCGAUGACUCCUGGGACCUGGCAGAUGCCGAAGUUGUGUGCCGGCAACUGGGCUGUGGCCCAGCCAUAGCUGCCUUGCGUAAUGCUGCCUUCGGCCCUGGUUCAGGGCCCAUAUGGCUAGAUGAAGUGGGAUGCCGAGGCAGUGAGACGUCUCUGGGAGCCUGCCAGGCCGAACCGUGGGGAUAUGGAGACUGCUCCCACAAGGAGGAUGCUGGUGUCCACUGCCUGGAUAUCUCUACAACCGAGACACCAGGCAGUUCUCUGGCUCCUCCAUCUGCUCCUGAGGUCUGGACUCUACCUGAAAUUGCCUGCUUGGUUCUUGGCUGCCUCCUGGGCAUUGUUUUUCUGGUUCUGGCUGCUAAGUGGUAUCACAGCAGAGCCAUCAGCAUGGGAUCUGGAGUGAUGGGGCAGCUGCCCUCAGAUGCUAUCUAUGAAUACAUUGAAACAGUCUCUAUGGAGGAAAGGACAGAGGAGCCAGCAGCAACUCAGAGCCUGGUGCAGGAUGAGGAUUAUGAUGAUGCAGAAGAGCCUGAGGACAGCCCUGGGGAAGAUACAGAGGCUGGGCACCAUUGA